CGGUACUAACAUGAUGAAUAUCUGCCGGGAUUCGAAGACAAAACAAGCCGGAAUCAAAGGUCUUUCUCAAUCGGAUUUUCGUGGGCGGCCCGUCAGACGUCUUCCUAUAGCUAUAACCGUGGCUGCAUCAAGCCAAAUACAACGGCAACGUCAGAAUCUCAGCCGCAGGAAAUCCGCACCGCCUUCAGUGUACCGUCGAUCUGAUACUCCCGGUUUGGACAUACCGUUUUGGCAAAAGACCUGGUUCAUAGUAGUGUUGUUGGUUAUGGCGCUCUCUUGCUUCGCCAUCGCUAUCGUUCUCCUCCUCAAACUUGGCUCCGAUUACUCUAUCAGCCCUACAUCCGCCGCAUCUGAAGGUGUCCAGAUUACUUACGGGUCAACGAUCAAAUUGAUGCAUGAGAAGACAAAGGUGCGGUUGCAUUCACACGAUGUGCCGUAUGGUUCAGGCAGUGGGCAGCAGUCGGUCACAGGUUUUCCUAGUGUAGAUGAUGCUAAUAGCUAUUGGGUUGUUAAGCCUGAUCCAGACUCUUCUGCAAAGCAAGGAGAUGCUAUUAAAACUGGGUCUAUUAUCAGACUGCAACAUAUGAGGACUAGGAGAUGGCUGCACAGCCACUUGCAUGCAUCUCCAAUAUCCAGCAAUUUGGAGGUUAGUUGAUCA
Messenger RNA from Cuscuta europaea, 658 nucleotides. NCBI's taxonomy places the organism in Eukaryota, Viridiplantae, Streptophyta, Magnoliopsida, Solanales, Convolvulaceae. The record is from the annotation of a GenBank genome assembly.